This is a messenger RNA of Colletotrichum spaethianum, 333 nucleotides long. Its product is annotated as TNF receptor-associated factor 5. The transcript has 2 exons. NCBI's taxonomy places the organism in Eukaryota, Fungi, Ascomycota, Sordariomycetes, Glomerellales, Glomerellaceae. Gene Ontology annotation, cellular component: membrane. Bases 1 to 333 code for a protein of 110 amino acids. The record is from RefSeq and is a predicted model, not a curated record.
AUGACACCUAUGCAGUCUUCAGACCUCUCCAUCCCCUCCUUCGUCCUCGGCGCGUUGACGGCCGGCGGCGGCAUUGCCGGCUACGCCCGGACUCGCUCCGUCCCUUCCAUUGUCGCUGGAGUCAGCGUCGGUCUCCUCUACGGCCUCGGUGGCUACCGCAUCCAGAACCGCGAGCCCUAUGGCGUCGAGCUCAGUCUUCUUGCUUCCGUCGUCCUCGGCGGCUCCGCCAUCCCGCGCGCCCUCCGCCUCCGCAAGCCUGUGCCCAUCCUGCUGAGUGUCCUGUCCGCCUUUGGUCUGUUCACCUUUGGCAACGAGUUCCGCCGCAGCUUGUAA